Molecule: messenger RNA, 758 nt
Organism: Mollisia scopiformis
Lineage: Eukaryota; Fungi; Ascomycota; Leotiomycetes; Helotiales; Mollisiaceae
Exons: 3
Coding region: 50-538 (162 amino acids)
Source: RefSeq, a predicted model, not a curated record
CUUCUACCAUUUCCCUCACCUCAACCCACAACCCCAAACCCAAGCCAAAAUGGCAUCAAUAAUGCCCCCAAUCCCCCGCUUCUUCUUCCUCUACAUCGAGCCUUCUCUCUGCUUCUUCGGCGGCGCCUUCCAACCAGUCCUCAACCCCCACUCAAUCACCACCCUCCUCCCAGCCCCCCUCGCCGGCCGCCACACCACGGAUCCGAACCCCACGCCCCUGGAAACGAUGCUAGCGCUGCAGAGCGCGACGCUGAUGUUUAUGAUUGCCAUGGUUACUGUUAUUGUGAUGGUGUUUGCGAAGGAUAGGGCGGUGGUGAGGGGGUAUGUGGUUGCGAGUGCUGUUACGGAUUUGCCGCAUUGGGCAAGUUUUGCUUAUGUUCUUGGGUGGGAGGGGUUGAGGCAGUGGAGGACGUGGGAGGCGCCGCUUUGGAUGCAGUUACUUGUCCCUGUCUUUACGCUGAUGUUCAAGCUGGGUUAUCUCAGUGGUGCUUUUGGUGAGGAUAGAGUACCAGAGAAGAAGGGCAGGAAGGAGUUGUGAAAUGGGAGUUGUGGGGACUGGGGAACGAUAUCGAAUUUGGAUAGAGUGAGCGAUGGAAUUUGUGACAGAAAAUGAUUUAUCUCUCAGGUUGUGAGUAUCACCAGUUCAAGACGAGGAUUUAUUUAAUAUUUUAUUGUUCUGGAUCAAUUCGUUCUCUACAUCUCUGAGUUGCCUCAGUAGAUACUUGAUAUUGGCCAUCCUUCUAUGAUGGCAUGUACAC